UGAGGGUUUAAUUAAAGACAAUAGAAUAAGGGAUGCUUCACACAUUCCACAGCAGCAAUUACGUGUCUUUCCCAUAUUUACAAGCAACAGGUUGCCGGGGCUCCUUUAAAAUAUGCUUUUGUCUGCCUACACAUGCAUAUUUUACAACUUAGACCACAACAGCGUUAACACAGGACUUUACGAAGAUGUUUAUGUAUUUUAAGUUACACAGUAGCAUGUUCCUUAGAAUAAUCUAUAGCAAGCAAAGCCAUUAGGGACUACAUUCCCUGAGAGAGAUGAAGCAUACAGUGAGGAGAGCAGAUACGGAUGUUCCUUGACUUGCUUUUUCAUAGCUACAUACGGGUUUGAAAUAUGGCUUUAGGCCAUUAGAGAUGAAAAGCUAGUACAUUAAAAGCAACAGUGCUCUGGUGCAAUUUACAACUUCAUAUAUUGUUGAUUAAUGAAAGAUGACUAGUAGUCAAUCAGUCUAGUCCUGCUAAUCAGUUACUUGCCAGCAAUCUUUUAAAAGAUAAUCUUGUAGCCUUGGCUAGUUGCUUCAUAGAUGGCUUUGAAGAAGUGGUAAACUGCCAGAAAUGCCUGUGUGGCUGUUUUUCCAGUUUUCUCUUCACAGUAGCCACAAAUGGCAUUUCAUUUUGAGUGUCUUCUUCUAGCAAACAAGCUCUGUGCUGUCAGCAAACAAAUUCAUAUUCAUCCUAAGAUCAGUCUGCCACUUUUUUCUUUGUCCAACCUGUAGUCUAGGCAUUUCUUCCAAUAUUUCAAAAUACAGUUUAUUAGUAAAACAGUCUUUAACUUGACAGUCUCACAGCAAUGUUUCAACCAUAUUUAAAUGUUGGUAUAUCAUGAAAGCUGGAGAUAAGGGUCUUUUUCUUGCAGAAAAUGGCCUAUGGAUGGUUUAGUCUGAGGAAUUAAUGUUUCCCUCUCUCUUUGCAGAUGAAGCAGAUUAUGGAAACUUUGGUUCAAACACCUUAACAAGGAAAAAGAAAGCUCUGGUGACCCUCCGGAAUGACAACCUUCGCCGGCGCCCCCAUGUUAAUAUCAGCAUGCCUCAGGACUUUAGACCAGUGUCUUCCAUCAUUGAUGUGGAUAUUCUACCUGAAACUCAUAGAAGAGUACGACUGUAUCGACACGGGUGUGAGAAACCACUUGGAUUCUAUAUUCGGGAUGGGACCAGUGUAAGAGUGACUCCUCAUGGGUUGGAAAAAGUUCCUGGCAUUUUCAUCUCACGGAUGGUUCCUGGGGGCUUAGCUGAAAGUACAGGCUUGCUUGCUGUCAAUGAUGAAGUCCUGGAAGUGAAUGGUAUAGAAGUGGCAGGAAAAACCCUUGAUCAGGUGACGGACAUGAUGAUUGCCAAUAGCCAUAAUCUUAUCAUCACAGUCAAGCCAGCAAAUCAAAGGAACAAUAUUAUCAGAAGCAGUCGGAUGUCUGGGAGCUCUGGUCAGUCUACAGACAGCACUGCCAGCCAUCACAGUUUGCCUUCUUCUCAUGUCCUGCAGAACUUCCACCCUGAUGAAAUGGAGAGUGAUGAGGAUACUGACAUUGUAAUUGAGGGCUGCCUGGAACCACAGCCCAUUCCAAAAUCUCACAGUCUUCCUUCUAGUAGCCUUUCCCGAAUCAAUGGCAACAGUCUUAGCCACAGACUACAGAGAGAACUAGGACUCAACAACAGUUUUGGACGAGAAAGCAACGGCAAUAUUCACAAAAUCCUUAGUUCCUUAAAAACUGAUCCUCGUCAUAGUUUAGUUAUUCCCAAAGGAGGCGUUGAAGAGGAUGGAACAGUGAUAACACUUUAGUGGCUGUUUUGAGUUUGUAUUUCUGUAAUCUGGAAGUGCCAACUGGAAUGAUUCAAUCUACAUGCAGAAGAGAGAGAACCGUCACUCUCAUAAACAUUCUGGUGUAUGAUACAUGUUACUUUCCAGGAAGGACAAUUUUUGUAAUUAGACAUAAAAGUAUUGUCUAGUGUAACCCAUGCAAAAUUGUAAAUAUGAUUUCUGCUUCCAUGUUCAAAAUGAGGGAAAGAACAGAGUCCUAUGUUUUUAAAAUCCUAUGAAAAUCUUCUAGCUGGGGUAAAUUAUGUAUCUGCCGUACGUAUGAAGAUACUCGGCGUACAUGUAAUUAAUUUGGAAAUUAACAAAACCUGGAAUACAUGUUCAUGAAUUAAUCUUGGUUGAAAAAUACAAUUAUGUUAUCUUCCAAAAACUGAUUUUCUGCCACUAGGUAACUGCUCCCUAGCUUUUUUACACAAAAAACUGGCUGUAUUGUACCUAAAUCUGGAAAAGGCUGCCCUUAAAGAACAGCUUUCUAUCCUGACUAUAGUUGAGGGCAUGCUGCAUUUACUCCUUUUUUUCCUUUGGGAAUGAAACUUUGACCAAAUGAUUUUGUGUUUGUAUAUGUGUGUAUGUGUGUGUAUAAAAUCUUACAUGGACAAGGAAUUGCUAUUGUUAGCAUAAUUUCUUUUUAGAUCAGCACCCCCUGCUGGUCAUUGAUAGUUCUGUCUGCAUAAACUUAACCUUUCUGUUUAUCUGAAAAAGAUGCAGCAUGAAUGCUGGUUUAGUUAAUGCACCACAAUAACGUGGAAUGUGCAUUCUAUUUUUAUUAUUAAAAUAUUUAUUAGACAGAUAUUCCCAUUUUAGUGACCAUUGAUUUCACCUUUUGAUCUUGCUAAUGGUAUUGAAUAAAUAGAACUUAGAAUCAUGUUAUGCCUCUGUUCUAAAGUAUCAUGAACAAUUCAGCUAAAUUUGCCUUAUCAUUUAGAAUUAAAAUAAAUUCACUGAGUCUUUAAUAAUUAAAAUAUUCACUUGAGGAGGGGCAGCCUAUAUUAUUUGUUUUCUAAACCUUGUUGAACUACCUGCUCUUCAGAAAUCUAAAAUGCCAGCUGCACUGUAAGGAUUAAGUCAGUAACAGACAAUUCUAAAAGAACCUUGCUCCCAGCUCUGCUUUCCUAUUCCAUAAAAUGCCACAAGUUGUUAAAAUGGUUUAUAGAGAAAAUAUGAAUAUAUUCCUGAGAUGCCUAAAAAACAAAAUAUAAUUGUUUUACAGUGUAUUUUUCUACUUUUAGCUUUAUUAUUUUCUUUGUUUUUUACUGUAUAGUAUUGUAUAUUAAA
This is a messenger RNA of Python bivittatus (Burmese python), 3101 nucleotides long. Lineage: Eukaryota; Metazoa; Chordata; Lepidosauria; Squamata; Pythonidae. The record is from RefSeq and is a predicted model, not a curated record.